This is a messenger RNA of Camellia sinensis, 754 nucleotides long. The record is from RefSeq and is a predicted model, not a curated record. Lineage: Eukaryota; Viridiplantae; Streptophyta; Magnoliopsida; Ericales; Theaceae.
AUACUGAGAGAGAGCGAGAGAGAGAGAGAGAGAUGGGUGUGGUUGUAAUGCUUAUGAUCUCUCUCAUUGUAACCGUGCCAUGGGUUCAAACCCUUCAAGUCGAGCAACCCAAUAACCAAGUUAGUUGGGCCAAGACACUCAAAUCCAAAAAACAAAUCGUAACCAACCUCCAAUUCUAUUUCCACGACACAGUCAGUGGGAAGACCCCAAGCGCAGUGCGCGUGGCUCAAUCUAUCUACACCGAAAACUCGCCGACCCGUUUCGGAGCCGUGAUGAUGGCCGAUGACCCGUUGACCGAGUCGCCCGACCCGUCAUCGAAGCUGGUGGGCCGAGCCCAGGGAUUGUAUGGGUCGGCUGGGCAGACAGAGUCGGACUUCGGGUUAAUAAUGGCUUUGAAUUAUGGGUUCGUAGAUGGGAUUUACAAUGGAAGCUCUAUUAGCAUUGUCGGCUUGAACUGUGUUCUUCAUUCGGUCCGAGAAAUGGCGGUUGUCGGAGGUACUGGGCUGUUUCGACUGGCUCGCGGGUACGCCGUCGCGAAUACCCACUGGUUCGACCCGAUCACUGGGGAUGCCAUUGUAGGGUACAAUGUUACCAUUGUUACUUAAUAAUGUAGUUUUGGAGGAAGAAUCACAAAAUUUAUUACAAUCUUUGAAUAUUUAUUGUGUGAGAUUUGGAUUUAAUGUAUUUAGAAUUAUGCCAACAAAAAUGUUACGGACUUUCAAAAGUGAGCGUGUGGUAUAAAUUUAAAAUUAAU